Molecule: messenger RNA, 2133 nt
Organism: Amphiprion ocellaris (clown anemonefish)
Lineage: Eukaryota; Metazoa; Chordata; Actinopteri; Pomacentridae
Product: zinc finger protein 182-like
Exons: 4
Coding region: 63-1319 (418 amino acids)
Source: RefSeq, a predicted model, not a curated record
UUUAAGGCCAGAGCGAGCACAUAGUGAGCAGCCGAAGCACAGCCGAAGCAUUUUGGUGAACGAUGAUUUCAGUCCAGAAUCUGAGAGACUUGAUCAACAAGCGACUAACUGCUGCUGCUGAAGAAAUAUUGACGGAGUUUGAAAGAAUCAUCUUCCAGCACCAGGAGGAGAUCGACCGGCAGCGUCGACUGUUGGACGACAUCUGGAAACCAGAGAUAAAGUUAAACAUAGCAGACGUUCUACAGCAACAUGUCCAGGAGGAGAAUGUUCUUGCUGAGCAGAAUCUCUGCAACCAGGAGAGGAACUCCAGUCUGGACCAGCAGGACCCAGAGCCUCCACAGAUGAAAGAGGAGCAGGAGGAACUCUGCACCAGUCAGGAGGGAAUGCAGCCUUUACUGGUUGAGUGGACAUGUGAAGAAGCAGCCAGAGAAAUAUUUGGAGUUUCUGAUAAACCACUGAGCCAGUUGGAUAAAGAGAUGGAUUAUGAGCGCAGGCUGCUGGCUACCAUCUGGAAACCACGAGUAAUGUUACACAGAGUUGACCUCCCACAGCAACAUGUCUGUACAGAGGGAGAGGGUCUCACUAAUGGACAGCUCUGUAACCAGGAGAACAACUUUAGUCAGGACCAUGAGGACCCAGAGCCUCCACAGAUUAAUGAGGAACAGGAGAAACUCUGCACCAGUCAGCAGGGAAAGCAGAUUGUAGUGAAUCAAGCGACUGAUACCUUUCUACUGACUUCAACUGAUAAGGACAAUGACCACAGUGAAGUAGAACCAAACAGCGAGCAGCUCGUCUCUUACACUUUAGCAGUAGGUGAGAGCCCACAUCAGGACGGAAGUAAACAUGUAGACCCAGAGUCAACUAGAAAUGCUGCGCUGAAGCCAAAGAAGAGUCACAAGAGAAAGAGCAGUCACAGUAACAAUGUGGACAAAUCUUCAUUGUCAGGAGUUCACAAUGAUACUGAUGCAGGUAGAAAGUCUGUAAAAUGUGAUGUUUGUGGAAACACCUUUGUGAAUAAGUGCCAACUCAAGAGGCAUCACCAAAUCCACAAAGGUGUAAAACCACAUUCUUGCAAUACAUGCGGAAAAAGUUUUAGUUUCCGGUAUGAUCUGAAAGUCCAUAUGAGAACUCACACAGGUGAGAGGCCAUAUUCUUGUGAAACAUGUGGGAAAAGUUUCAAGACAAGUAGUAAUCUGACUGCCCACAUGAAAACUCACACAGGUGAGAAACCUUAUUCUUGUGAAACAUGUGGGAAAAGUUUCAGUGAACGUGGUAAUCCGACUGUCCACAUGAGAACUCACACAGGUGAGAAGCUGUAGUCCUGGAACAUCAGUGAGAUCAAACCUUGAAAAAGCACGCAUUCGUUCACAUCGUUCAGGGUAAAAGUAGGUCUUUUAGUUUUAAAGCGCCUUUAGACCACUUCAACAAUGAUUCUGUGAGUUUAUUACAUGUCAGACUAUGACGGAUGGAUCUUUUAAAAUCUGUCAACCUGCUCGAUGGAUACUGGGCAACUUUUACAGAAACACAUUAAUGUCAAUUUUGAUUUAAUUAUUUUAGUAACCCUCAUGUUCAGUUCAUGUGUGUGUGAAUUGGUUGCAUUCCAGUUCAACUUCAGUCUGUAUUUCUGUGGUGGGUCUUUCCAGAAAAGAAAAGGAUUUGUAAAGAAAAGAAAGAACUUGAACUCAUUUCUGUUAUGUUGUAAAAUGUGGAAGUAACAGACGCGACUGGUUUCAUAUCAGAUAAAACUUCAGCUUUCUCUGAGACAGUUUAAUUCAAAAGUUCAACUUGUAGAGACUUCACUUUGCUUCAGAACAGUUUGUUCAGAUCAGAUGACUUUGAUGUAACACACUUGAAGUUUUUCUUUGUGAGUGCUGUACUGAGAUGUGUUGUAAUGCAGCUGUCUAAUAGUAUGUGUUGUAUUUUAUUUAGAUGUGCACUGAAACGCAGAUUAUUCACUUCCUUUCGUUCAUUUUUGUUGGUAAUUUCAGUUUAGCUUGCUGAUAAAAUGUUGACAAUACAUGGUUUUGGUGUGACUGAAUUGACAAAUUUUACUUCCAAAGUAAAAGUACUUCACUCAUUUUUUUGUAUUCUGAAAUGCAUUAUCCAAAUAAAAAUGCCUUGUCUUGCCUUUUA